Molecule: messenger RNA, 843 nt
Organism: Hevea brasiliensis (rubber tree)
Lineage: Eukaryota; Viridiplantae; Streptophyta; Magnoliopsida; Malpighiales; Euphorbiaceae
Product: protein SPIRAL1-like 2
Exons: 3
Coding region: 260-586 (108 amino acids)
Biological process (GO): cortical microtubule organization
Cellular component (GO): cortical microtubule, transverse to long axis
Source: RefSeq, a predicted model, not a curated record
ACAACCAUUGCCGACCGCUUGAACGUUUAAACAAAAGCCAGCUCAUCAUCUGUCCUCCUCUCUUUGCCAUCAGUUUUAUAUAGCAUCGUUAUCACAGUUUUACUUUUCUCGCCAUCUAUAUAUACACCCUUCUUUCUUUUCUUAGCUCCUCAUUCUCUUUCUCUUGCAUUGCGUUCAUUUUUUAUUGUUUCAAGAAACAGGGAGAGAAAGAGAUAAGGUACCAGCUUUUGUAUUGAAAAACCAGACAACAGCAAAAGAAAUGGGUCGUCGUGGAGUUAGCGCUGGUGGCGGACAGAGUUCAUUGGGCUACCUAUUUGGUAAUGGGGAGACUGCUAACAAUGCAUCGGCUGCUAAAACAGAGGGACAAACUGCAAACAAUAGCCCUUCUCAGAAACCUGCCAUCGCUUCACCCACAAUAGAUAAGCAAACACCAGCAGGCGUCCAUGGAAAUCUUACAAAUAAUUACUAUCGGGCAGAUGGCCAGAACUGUGGUAACUUUAUUACGGAUCGGCCAUCCACCAAAGUUCAUGCUGCCCCUGGUGGUGGAUCUUCUCUUGGUUACCUCUUUGGCGGGAAUGGGAACUAAUUUAUUUAAUAAUUUCUCGCAUGGAUGUAUUAUUUGUCUAUUGUUAACACAUGUUCUAGGAUCUAUUUUGGAAAUUCUGGACCAGUCCUCGUUAUUGUUAUUCUUUUUUUUUUUUAAGAAUGAUCCUUGUACUUAAGUGGAGCGAGCAGGUGUUGCUUGGGACAUGAUCAAUCCUGUUGCUGGUACAUUAUUAAUUUACGGAUGUCAUUGACAAAGCUAAUGUGCAUAAUAAUGCAUAUAAUACAUUCUUGAUUGAA